Molecule: messenger RNA, 1770 nt
Organism: Emiliania huxleyi CCMP1516
Lineage: Eukaryota; Haptophyta; Isochrysidales; Noelaerhabdaceae
Exons: 3
Coding region: 1-1476 (491 amino acids)
Source: RefSeq, a predicted model, not a curated record
AUGGCGCGCCGAAUGUUGGUCCUACUGCCGGUGAUAGCGGCGGCGGUGGCCACUCCCGAGGGCAGCCGCUCCCGCUCGCCCGCGACCCUGCCGGUGAUAGCGGCGGCGGUGGCCACUCCCGAGGGCAGCCGCUCCCGCUCGCCCGCGACCAAGGCGGCGGUGGAGAGCACCCAGGCGGUGUACGACAGCGCUGCAAAAGACAAGGAGGCCACCGACACCGAGCUCGUCAGUGCGCUCUCGGAUGCCAUCGCUGCGGACCUCUCGGCUGCCAACUCGAAGGCGGCUGCGACCCUCUCGUCGGCGGCGGCUGACUGGACACCGGAUGACCCAUCUCCGUCGCCGCCGCCUUGGUACACGUCGUACCCCAAGGCUGAUGCUGCCUUUGCCCCGCCCGCCGAGAAGGAGGAGGCUGUCGCGGGCGAGGGCGCCAAGGCGCGCGGCGGCUGGAUGCCGUUCGCGCAGCAGGGCGCCGCCACGGGCGGUGGCUUUGCCGCGCAAGGCACCGACACCGCCUGGCGCUUCUUCACGGACCCGAACUUCGACUUCCAAAAGGAGGGGCAGGCGUACCAGGCGUCGGGCGCGGCCACGGGCAACGCGUUCGGCGGCCUCUCGCAGGGCAUGAUGCCAACCGCGCCGGCGGCGGCGGCGCCGGCGGCGGCGGCGCCGGCAGAGAAGGCGUCUCGCUCGGUGUCUUCCGCCACGAGCGCCGCUGCGGCGGCGAGCGCGGCAGACGCGGCUGACAGCAGUGCCGAGAGAGCGAACGCGGAGCUCGCGGAGGCGGCAAGCAACGCCGCAAACGCAAACUCGCUGGCGGUCACGACACGCCUGGCGGCCAACUUUGCGUGGGCGGCCGACGACGGCUCCAUCGACGGCACCGCCGCCGCCUCCGCCAAGACAUCCUCCGCCGCCGACAAGGCUGGCGAGCGGCCGGCAAAGUACCCCUACCAAACCCGGUGUGAUGGUGACGCAGCGGCUCGCCGCCAACACGGCGUUGAGCCGCUGACUGCCUUCACGCCUUACGACCCCUCCCCCCCUCUCCUUUCAGGCCGCGCCUACUCCAAGGCAGACUUUGUCUCCUUCUACGGCGGGACGGCCGAGUGGGAGAGAAGCCCCGUCUACCACCCCCCCGCGGGGCCGGGCGGCGCCGCCCCCUCCGAGCACCACAAGUCGGCAACCGAGGCAAAGGCGGAGGCGCUGCUCCACUCAAAGACGGGACAAAAGAUGCAGGCGGCUGCCGCUGACUGGGGCCUGCCCGCCAGCUCCGAGGACGCGGCAGAGCUCGACAAGCAGGCCGCCUCCUUCCUCGGCUCGUUUGUGACCGCCGCGCCCGCCUCCGCCUCGCGGCCCCCGCGGCGCGGAGUGCCGGCGCUGGCUGUCGCCGGAGCCGCCGGCCUCGCGGCCGCCGCUCUCGCCGCGGCGUGGAAGGUGUCGGCGCGACGCCCAGCUGCGAGUCCGGCCGGCCCGUCGCUCGUCUGAGCGGCUCCCUCGACCCCCCGGGGCGGGCCUGGUUGUCAGGCCAGGCAGGUGUGCCAGGAUGCCGGAGGGCGGAUCGCAUACGGAAGGCGUGCAUGCCAAAACCCCAGCGCUCGUGCGUCAACCACAUGCAACAUGCACAUGCACAUGAGAUGUGCAUGUCUCGCCACUCUGGUCCUGUGCUGUUGUGUCGGGGAAAUCCAUGCUUGUGUAGAGUAGAAGUCGGGUGCGUGCCUCUCGCUCCACAGCGCUUACUUACGCGUUACGGCUCGUAAACUUGCGAUGUGUCGUGCUUUA